CGUACGAUACUGACGUCGUUGCUGCCGAGUCGUUCCGACAACAAACGGUCACAUCCGGUGUGUAACGGCCGGUACAAGAAAUUGGGUAAUUACGAAAAAAUAGUAUCGAGGGGAAGCCGGCAACGAUUGAGUGUUGGUUAUCAAAAAAAAAAUUGAAAAAAGACAGCGGAAAUAACCGGUGAAACGCGUGGACUGUCUCUGCCGUGCUAUCAGUGAUAAAGUGGGUUGUUCAAGGCUCCGAAUAGUGGUUCUGAUAACGAAUUGUAAGUGGGACCUGCAGUGUUACGAAAUAUUUUUCGCGCGGAGAUAAUUGUUUUCGGAACGUGCAACUAGAGUGUGAAAACGUGUUGUUUGAGAAGAGGCCUGUUGCACACGGAGGCAUUUGUAGAACCAUAUAAUUGAGACAAUCCCCAACCGUCCACAAUGGGUACGUCGUACAAGCUGGGCAUGGACGAGCUUUCGGGCAAGUCCACCAACAUCUGGAAGGCGGUUUUGGCGGAAUUUGUUGGAAUCUUCAUCCUGAACUUCUUCGGAUGUGCGGCCUGCACCCACGCGGCCGGUGACAAAACACUCAUCUCGCUGGCGUUCGGACUCAGCGUGUUUAUGGUCGUAAUGUCCAUUGGCCACAUCAGCGGCGGUCACAUCAACCCAGCGGUCACCGCCGGUCUGCUCGCUGCCGGCAAGGUGAGCCUCGUACGCGCCGGACUGUACGUGGUCGCGCAGUGUGCCGGAGCCGUUGCCGGGACGGCCGCCCUCAAGGCUCUGCUGCCGGAAGCGUACCAGAAUGGGCUGGGACACACCGGCCUCAAGGAGCACGUCCAGGACAUGCAGGGACUGGGCAUCGAGUUCUUCCUCGGUUUCAUCCUGGUGCUGUGCGUGUUUGGCGUGUGCGAUGAGAACAAACCGGACUCGCGGUUCGUGGCCCCGCUGGCCAUCGGUCUCACCGUAACGCUGGGCCACCUGGGUGUGGUGGAGUACACCGGUGCCAGUAUGAACCCGGCCCGCUCGUUCGGAACUGCCCUCAUCAACGAGAACUGGAACCAGCAUUGGGUGUACUGGGCCGGUCCGAUUCUCGGAGGCGUUUGUGCCGCUCUGCUCUACAGCCAAGUGUUCAAGGCUGCCCCUUCGGAAGCCAUCUCUGCCUCGGAGCGUUACCGUGCCGUUGCUGACGAGAAGGAGCUAAAACGCCUGGAUGGUAAACAUGAUAUGGCCUAGUCGCAUCGAACUCAUCAUUUGAUUUUACUUGUUAGACGAAUAUUCAUUAAUCGAAUAUUUUCAGUUAGUAUUUUGAUUACACCUUAGUCGCAGUAACUAAGCUGAGAAUCUAAACUUUAUUUAUGUUAAAAUAAUGUCAACUUGUCUUCAUGCGAAAACAAUCAAAGCAUAUUUCACCCUUUUUAUAACUUGUUAGGCUAAGAUGCACGAAUAAAUUACUUUAAAAUUAAUAAAA
Molecule: messenger RNA, 1450 nt
Organism: Culex pipiens pallens (northern house mosquito)
Lineage: Eukaryota; Metazoa; Arthropoda; Insecta; Diptera; Culicidae
Gene: Prip
Product: aquaporin AQPAe.a
Exons: 6
Coding region: 424-1215 (263 amino acids)
Biological process (GO): transmembrane transport
Cellular component (GO): plasma membrane
Molecular function (GO): water channel activity
Source: RefSeq, a predicted model, not a curated record